GAAAAAUAAGUUCCAUUUCCCAAUUCAAAAGUCUAUUUCUUUCUCACCAAUCAUUCUUCUUCUUAUCAACAUGCACCAUUCUCUUUAUCUCUGACUCUCUCUUAUCUUCUCUGUUCUCAAAGCCCAUACAGGUAAAAGAACCUGCUCCCAAAGUUGGCUCUGCAACAGAACAGAACACUUAAUAGUAACAUCACUAAUGAAUCCACUCACAGAUUCAGCUUCCUCAUAUUUUCCAACUCUCUUCAAACGCCAUCUUAACUUGACUUCUCUUCUUUUCCCUUGCCCUUUUAAACUCAUCUUCUCAAGUCCACACAACACACACACAUUCUCUCUCUCUCUUAGUCUUCACUUCUCAAGAUAACAGACAAUGGAAGAUGAUCAUCAUCACCAUCAAGUAGAAGAAGGGGAGGAGGAAGAAGAAGAGAACAAGAGAGACGAAGACACAUCUUCUAGAGUAUUCCCCUGCCUCUUUUGUUCAAGAAAGUUUCAGAGUUCACAAGCCCUAGGAGGCCACCAGAACGCCCACAAGAAGGAGAGAACAGCUGCAAGAAGAGCCAAGAGGGCUUACGAUUUCGUCAACAACAAUGACUUUCUUCACACGCUACCUCUAUUGUUAUCUUCUCCUUCUCCUUCCCCACAUCAAUUGGCCAUCUUAAGCUACCCAUCUUCUACCUCCUUUGGCUGCUUUCCAGCUCCUCAUCCUGACCAUCCUAUCUUCAGAUCCAACGGUGCUCAUGUCGCGUUAAGUAGAUAUGUCAAAGGAGAAUAUUUUGGUCAAAAACUUGUUCCAGAUUUGGAUCAUAACUAUAACGUGGUGACUAGUGAGAAUGGUAACGAUCAGUGUCUUGAUCUAUCCCUCCAUUUGUAAUGUAAGGGUUUAUUGUUAGAUCAGUGGGAAAAGAUAUCGAAUGUGCCCACAUUUCACAGAGUA
Molecule: messenger RNA, 931 nt
Organism: Brassica napus (rape)
Lineage: Eukaryota; Viridiplantae; Streptophyta; Magnoliopsida; Brassicales; Brassicaceae
Product: protein LATE FLOWERING
Exons: 2
Coding region: 368-868 (166 amino acids)
Biological process (GO): negative regulation of abscisic acid-activated signaling pathway
Source: RefSeq, a predicted model, not a curated record